Onychostoma macrolepis is the source of this 2915-nucleotide messenger RNA. Its product is annotated as ZW10 interactor. Gene Ontology annotation, cellular component: kinetochore; nuclear body; cytosol. Gene Ontology annotation, biological process: mitotic sister chromatid segregation; mitotic cell cycle checkpoint signaling; establishment of localization in cell. The transcript is spliced from 10 exons. The coding region runs from base 290 to 1432 and encodes 380 amino acids. NCBI's taxonomy places the organism in Eukaryota, Metazoa, Chordata, Actinopteri, Cypriniformes, Cyprinidae. The record is from RefSeq and is a predicted model, not a curated record.
AUGCGGAAUUAAUAAACUAUUUGAAUUAUUUUUAUAGUGCUUUAUACGUUUAAAAAUGCUCUGUCACUGUUAGAAUCAAGUUAGUUCGCUGGCACGCCAUUGUUUGGAUGGCGAUAGCUGAACUACCUCAAGUCACUGUUGUAACGGUAGUUUUCGCUUAAAUACCAUCAAUACAGUUAUUGUUAUUAGAGUAAAAAGGCGGCCACUCCGUGUUCAGUCAUUACAUUACCCCUCUGAUGCAUCUUUAAAUCAUUAGGGUUUGCUGUUACACCCGUUCUCAUAACUCUGUAUGACUGUCAUCUUUAUAUUUGUGGCAGCGUUUCUGGAAAGGACUGACCCUUCCUUCCUGAAAUCAUGCAACACCACCGAACUGCAGGAAACAGGAGAGGGAGAAAUUAUGGCUCCUUAUCUGAUGGACUGCAGGCGAAAACAGAAGCAUAUAUUCAGGCAGCUGUGUGUGGUGGUUGACAUGAUCCAGCUGCUGGCAGGUCUAGAGUCAGUGGAUCAGCUGCUGAAUGAGCCAUGUCCCCAAAACCCAGGUAAUGAAGCUCGUUCUGCAUGGAAGGCUUUAAAAGCUGAAUAUCAGGAGAGAGUUCAGGAGGUGGAGGGGAUGAUCAGCACUCUCCAGGAUCGCAUGGAGGAGCUUCAGGGGAAACGGAAAACGCUGGAGACUCUACUGUCUGCUCUGCAGAUAAAAAAAGAGGAGUGCAAAGAGAAGGAGAGAAUCACAGCUAAACUAAAUCAGAGAGCUGAGAAACAAAUCAGCUUUCAGUUGGAAGACUCCAUCCAGGCAGCCCAAAACUCGAUGAAUGCGUGUGAUUUGCGGUUUUCUAAGCUCAAGGAUGAGGUUGAAAAGCAGCAGGCUCGAAUUAGUGACUGGACAAUAUUAAGAGAUGGGCUGCAGACCUUGGUCAACGUGACUCACAGAAACAUGGCGUACAGGCUGCUGUCAGUCAGUUCAUCUGAGCUGUGCCUUGAGCUCUUGCCUCGUGCUGCCGAAAAAUCACUUGAACCCCUGCGUGUCUCCGUCACCAUGACAACCAACGAUGAAUUUCAUCUUCAGGUGUUUCAGGGAACUGCUGGCCUUGUAGAGGAGGCAGUGAAUGGGCGUCUUAGGCAAGUGAGCGCCGCCCUUGUGGAGGUGCUGGAGCGGUACAUAAGUCAAGGAGAGAUGCUGUCUGAGAUUCAGGCUCUGCACUACAGGUUUGCGAUUGAUUGGUGUCCUGCUGAAAAGCUUCUGAUCUUUCUCAAGACUGCGACCACCGUAUGUCACCUGAGGGUUGAGGAGGGAUAUCCAUCACACGGCCGAGCUACUGUCCUGUCUGUGAGGAAAGACGGCAAUCUGCUUGAUAUCACUGAUCUAAAGCCCCCAGUGCAACAUCCUGUUCUGACAGAAUGGCUUGAGUUUCUCUCCUCCAAUCCGAACAUCUGACAUCACAAAAUUUACCCCAGGCCAGAUCCUCCGGUUAGACUUCAUCAUGUGUGUCAUGUCCUGAGCCGGAGUCUAUUAUAUGAGACACUAUCCAUUUGCAUUGUACAGUUCUAGUUGUAUUGUUGAUGCAUACAAAUUAAUGUUUGUGUUGUGUCUGCAUUGUGAGUCAAAAAGUACUUUCAGACUUUAUCUAACCAACCCAAACUGUCAUUAUUAUUAUAAUUGUCAUUAUUAUUUGCAUAAUUCAUUGCUUCAUUCCUGUCAACAGAUUGGGAGAGCCAGCAAUUCAGUUUGAGACUCGUGUUCAAGAGCAUUGUUCACUCAGUAAAUGCAGGUCACGUGACAGCUCUCAGCAGUAUAGUUUAAAUGUUAUGUCUGUGUCUAUUAUAUAACAAAAAGAUAAAUAAAAUGGAUCUAAACUGUAUAAAAUGGCAUGCAGUUUUCACUUCCCUCUUUUACAGUUACAGUCAGCUCUUGUUUUUCCACACUAGAGGGCAGCACUUCCUGUGAAGAGCACCACAUGCAUAUUGUUCCAUCCUCUGUGGUCUGACAUAACAGGUUAGGUAACGAUUUAGACUGUAUCUGGAGACUCAAGCUUGUUCUGCUGCUGCCUGUAUAUUUAAUCCCCUUUUUACUACACAACAGUUGUGUAGAAUCACUUUUCAUUUUUGAAGGGUCGUAUAUAUUUCCUUGUCAGACACGAAAAGCUCCUAUCACGUUGGCUUCUGGCCACCCCCGACUCCGAGCUUGUUAUGAAACAAGAGAUCAACUUCACAGUCAUUUAGUCUUUUCUUUCCAUGGUUGUUCUGACAUACUCCACUUGGCACUUAGAGCAUGACUUCACUUUCUGUACCAGUUAUCCGCCCUCGAGCGCUGCACAACAGGAGCUGCUCUCAUUGGCCACAUAAGUUGUGAGGUUUGCUCUGGAUUUGGCCAAUAGGGAGCUGUGAAACUGAUUACGAGGGCACAAUGACCCAGUUCUGGGUCCAUGUGUGUGGAGAACACUCCACAUAUUCUCUGUUUGUUCUGGUGUCUGUAAUGAGAAAGGGCCUGGACUACAUGAUGUGCUUUGACAACAGUUUUUGUAGAUCAGAUUCCACAUCCGUUGGGGAAAAUUAAGACAGAGCUUGACAUAUAAUGACUUAUGACCUUUUGAGUAAUCACUUCAGUAAACUAUUGAUUCUGUUCCUCUGUUUAUCCUGAAUAAAAUCUGGUUUUGUAUAUAUAAUAAAUGCCUUAAAGGCUCUUAUACAGAAUUUGUAUCAUCUUGUUGCAUAGCUAAUUAAACAUACUUUCCUUUAUUCUUUCCACAUUGCUUUGUCUUUUUUUUUCUUUAAGUGCCAAAUUUAUUUAUUGGUAGUAUUUACUCAGGUCAGUGUAAUGAGGUGAUUUAUAAUGAAUGAGGUAUAGAUAUUGUGUUUUUUGCCCCCGUUUUUUUCCACUUACUCAUUUUCUGAUUACUCACGUCUACUGUUAUUGAAUG